Molecule: messenger RNA, 2013 nt
Organism: Aureococcus anophagefferens
Lineage: Eukaryota; Pelagophyceae; Pelagomonadales; Pelagomonadaceae
Exons: 2
Coding region: 1-2013 (670 amino acids)
Molecular function (GO): microtubule binding
Source: RefSeq, a predicted model, not a curated record
AUGGAGGAGCGCGGCAACGACGACGACUACGCGCCGCUGCGGCCGUGGCAGCGGACGAUCGUCGCGCCGUCGCGGCCGCCGCCCGAGGACAACUCCAUGCCCAGCGACAAGCUGGAGCUCGAGUGGGUUCAUGGGUAUCGCUGCCACGACGUCCGGGGCCACGUGCACUACGCCUGGGAGUCGCGCGACGUCAUGUUCCCCGCCGCACAGCUCGUGGUGCUCAUGAACCACCAGGACCGGACGCAGCGCUACUUCCGCGAGCACGUCGCCGACGUCGUCGGCAUGGCCGUGCACCCGACGGUAGACGUCGUCGCGACGGGCGAGGCGCGCGCGCUGCCGUCCGUGUUGGUGUGGUCGUCGACGACCUUGGAGUGCAAGUGCGCGCUCCACGGCUACCACCGGCGCGCGGUGCCGCUGCUGGCCUUCAGCCCGGGGGGCGGCGGCAAGUAUUUGGUGACCAUGGGCUGCGACGAGCUCCACAGCGCCGUCGUCUUCGACUGGGCGGCGGGCGCCGUCGCGUGCCGGACGCCGACCCAGGCGGAGAAGCCGCUCGCGCUCAUCUUCUCGCGCGAGGGGUCGGGCUUCGGCGGCGGCACGGGCUUCGCGUGCUGCGGCGUCAACUUUUUGAAGUUCUGGGCCUUCUCGGGCAAGGUGCUCCGCUGCGACGACGGCCGCCUCGGCGCCAAGGGCCGCGUGCAGCCCUUCCUGUGCCUGGGCUGGCAGGGCUCGUCGCUCGUCAUGGGCAACAUGGACGGGUCGCUCUACCGCUUCGUCGGCAAGCAGCUCGACAAGGCCGUCCAGGCCCACACGGGCGCCGUGAACUGCAUCCACACGACGAACGAGGGGCUCUGCACGGGCGGCAAGGACGGCCUCGUGAAGCUGUGGACGAUGCAGCUCGAGAUGAAGCUCGAGGUCGACCUCACGCUGCUGGGGUCGCUGGCGCCGUCGGCGCGGAGCGUCGAGUGGGACAACGAGCGCGGGCGCAUUUUGGUGGGCACGGUCGGCGCGGAGCUCUGGGAGGUCGACACGGCCGAGGGCAAGAACCUGCACCCGGAGGGGCCCGUGCUCUUCGGCCACUUCGGGGGCCACUACGGCGGCGAGCUCUGGGCGCUGGCCUGCCACCCGACGCUGCCCCAGUUCUGCUCCGCGGGCGACGACAAGAUGCUCCGCGUCUGGAGCCUCUUCGAGAAGCGCAUGGUCCGCUGCAACCAGCUCGAGAUGAUGUCGCGCGCGUGCGCGUACUCGCCCGACGGCAAGCAGGUCGCCGUGGGCUUCGGCGCGCCCGUGAAGCAGACGGCGAAGCAGUUCGACGGCAAGUUCGUCAUCAUGAACGCGGACGACUUCGCGAUCGUCCACGAGGCGCGCGACUCGCAGAAGUGGAUCACGGAGCUCAAGUACGCGCCGAGCGGCGAGCUCCUGGCCGUGGGCUCCUUCGACAACCGCAUCUACGUCUACACGACCCACAUGCGCGCCAAGUGCCUCAAGCACAACUCCUUCGUCACGCACCUCGACUGGUCCGCGGACAGCAAGUACGUCCAGAGCGACGCGCGCGACUACGAGCACCUCUACUACGGCGCGCUCGACGGCGCGCACGUGCGGCUGCCGUCCCAGCUCAAGGACGUGGAAUUCGCGGGCUGGUCCUGCAUCUACGGCUGGCCCACGCAGGGCGCCUGGGCCGCCUUCGGCGGCGACGCGGGCCGCGACCCCAAGUGCGACGUCACGACGGUGCACCGGUCCAACGACAGCGCGCUGCUCGCGUCCGGCGACGAGGGCGGCGCCGUGCGCCUCUUCCGCUACCCCUGCGCGCAAAAGUCCGUGAGCCUCCACUGCAGCCACCACCACGUCGCCCACGUCGCCCGCGUCGCGUUCACCGCCGUGUGGAACUCAAAUCUUCAACCCGACUUCAAUGUGCGCGUAUUCGAAUGUUUUGACACGAGCACUUUCGCCGUGCUUCGAGAACUCGACGAGAGCAAUCGAUUCGUCCGAAAAUCAGCCGAAUCGACAUCGAUUUGA